Molecule: messenger RNA, 4924 nt
Organism: Toxotes jaculatrix (banded archerfish)
Lineage: Eukaryota; Metazoa; Chordata; Actinopteri; Toxotidae
Gene: klc1b
Product: kinesin light chain 1b
Exons: 14
Coding region: 97-1740 (547 amino acids)
Biological process (GO): microtubule-based movement
Cellular component (GO): cytoplasm; membrane-bounded organelle; kinesin complex
Molecular function (GO): kinesin binding
Source: RefSeq, a predicted model, not a curated record
GCUGGGAGCUUCUUGCUGUGCCGGAGACAUUUUGGAUUUAAAGGGGCUGAGCUAGCCGUUAGUCCUAGCUCUCGGUUUCCCUGAGCUACAUAGAAGAUGUCCACCAUGGUGUAUCCGCGGGAAGAGAAGCUCGAGAAGCUUUCUCAGGAAGAGAUCAUCUCAAACACAAAGCUAGUGAUCCAGGGUCUGGAGGCCCUGAAGAACGAGCAUAACUCCAUCCUCCACAGCCUCCUGGAGACCAUCAAGUGCCUAAAGAAGGAUGAAGAGGCCAACCUGGUGCACGAGAAGUCCAACCUGCUGCGCAAGUCAGUGGAGAUGAUUGAACUUGGCUUGGGAGAAGCACAGGUGAUGAUGGCCCUGUCCAACCACCUGAACGCAGUGGAGUCGGAGAAGCAGAAGCUGCGCGCACAGGUGAGGAGGCUUUGCCAGGAGAACCAGUGGCUGCGGGACGAGCUGGCCAACACCCAGCAGAAGCUGCAGAAGAGCGAGCAGAGCGUGGCCCAGCUGGAGGAGGAGAAGAAGCACCUAGAGUUCAUGAACCAGCUCAAAAAAUACGAUGAAGAUGUCUCACCCACUCAGGAGGAGAAGGACAGAGAAACACCGAAGGACUCCCUGGACGACCUCUUCCCCAAUGAUGAAGAGGAGCACGGCCAAGGAAUGCAGCACCAACACAACAGUGCGGCUGUGGCUGCAGCCCAGCAGGGAGGUUACGAGAUCCCAGCCCGUCUGAGAACCCUGCACAACCUGGUGAUCCAGUAUGCUUCCCAGGGCAGGUACGAGGUGGCUGUCCCCCUUUGCAAGCAGGCUUUGGAGGACCUGGAGAAGACCUCUGGACACGACCACCCUGACGUGGCCACAAUGCUCAACAUCCUAGCCUUGGUCUAUAGGGAUCAGAACAAAUACAAAGAGGCAGCCCAUCUGCUCAACGAUGCUCUGUCCAUCCGAGAGAAAACCCUGGGCAAAGACCAUCCUGCCGUUGCUGCAACGCUGAACAACUUGGCUGUGCUGUAUGGAAAGAGAGGGAAGUACAAGGAAGCCGAGCCCCUGUGUAAGAGGGCUCUGGAGAUCAGAGAAAAGGUCCUGGGGAAGGACCACCCAGAUGUGGCCAAACAGCUCAACAACCUGGCUCUGCUGUGCCAGAACCAGGGCAAGUAUGAGGAGGUGGAGUACUACUACUGCCGUGCCCUGGAGAUCUACGAGUGCAGGCUGGGCCCAGAUGAUCCCAAUGUGGCCAAAACCAAGAACAACCUGGCGUCAUGCUUUCUCAAACAGGGGAAAUACAAGGAGGCUGAGAUUCUGUACAAAGAGAUCCUGACUCGUGCUCAUGAGAAAGAGUUUGGAUCCGUUGAUGCCGAGAACAAGCCCAUCUGGAUGCAUGCAGAGGAAAGAGAGGAGAUGAGUAAGGGCAAGCACAGAGACAACACGCCAUACGGAGAGUACGGAGGCUGGUACAAGGCCUGCAAAGUCAACAGCCCCACGGUGAACACCACCCUGAGGAACCUGGGGGCCCUGUACCGCCGACAGGGCAAGCUGGAGGCUGCUGAGACCCUGGAAGAAUGCGCCUUGAGGUCUCGCAAGCAGGGCAUCGACCCCAUCCACCAGACACGUGUGGUGGAGAUCCUGAAGGAUACAGAGGGCGACAAGCGGAGGAGCAGGGAUAGUCUGACCAGCGUUAAGUAUGAGAGCGGCUCUGAGACUGGCGAGGAAGUGAGUAUGGGCGUGGAGUGGAACGGGGCCUAAGCCAUCAAGAUUAUUCCUCCAUCCUUCUCUCCUUCCCCAACACAAUAGCAAAAGGAUGUGUGUUGUCGUUCCCUCUGGCCUUCUCUGUCCCAACAAAACAACAGCUCCUCUACCAUUCCCGGCGCCCCCUCCGGCAGAGACUCAGAAAGCCCCCUCCUGGUUGUCACCUCUGUCCCUUGUUCAACUGACAGCCGCUGGGACGUUUGGUCUUCUCAUCUCUGCUCUGUUUUCCCCCUCCUCCUCUUUCUUUCACUCUCUCUAUCCUUUCCUCUCACUAACCCCAUGUCGUCCUCUGUCGGAAAUCGUUACUUCAGCUCUUUUCUCUCACUUAUCAUUGAAAAAGUCAUUGUGUGUGUAAUCUUUCCCUGUGAGGAAGUCACUCGCACAUUUUUCCUCUGUCCACUUGUAACUUCUCGUAGGUGCAUAGUAGAUUUAUUUGGCUGGAAAGCAGAGCAGGAAAGUUGGAAGUAUACAUUUUUGUGGAAAAAGGCUCAAAAUACAGAGUAAAUGCUGAAAGAUUUUGAGGAUCAGUGUCACCUUUGACAGCAGCCCAGCUCUAGACAUCACUUCAACCCACAGUCACAUAAAACAUUAAUAAUACUAUAGACUAAAUAUUAUACAAAAUAAUUAAUGUUCAUAGUUGCUCUGCAUUGGUCUCACUGAAUUUGUUUGUUGCCUUGAACACUCUCAGCCUGUUUCUAAGUGAAAGUUGAACUCAGAGCUAGCUUGCAACCUGCCUGUAUUUAGCCAUCAGUAGUAUCUGUUUAUUUAAUUUUAUUUUUUUUUCUUCUCACCCUUGUGUAUUUUCUGUUUAAACUAAUGCCUGAGAUCAAAUGCCUAAACUGUUUAAAAAUGGUACUGUUAAGUUACACAUGCCAAUCAAGAUAUUUACAAUAAUUUAACAUAAUAAAUAAAAAUAAAAUAACAUCAGCCAAGUUGACAGGACAUGAGAAGGGAGCAUUACCAUUUUUGUUUUUAUAGAUAUAUUUCCUAUUCAUUUUGUAUGAUUUUGUUUACAUUUUUUUAAUGCCUGUUUGGUUAUUUUGCGGCUGAAUAUAAAGGCAGUAGUAUGUCAACGAUGCCAUAGUGUUUACCUGCUGUGAAAGACCAGAAUGUUCAGCAUCAUUUGGGCCAAAGCUGACGGCAAAUUGGUCAGAUCACAGCAAGCUGUUGUUGCCAUGGUAAUUUAUUUUUCCAAGUCGCUCUUACUGGCUUCAGUGUCCUUGGUUGGAUGGAGCAUUCACACAGGCUCUGUGCUGGCACAACAUGCACACAGUGGCUUGCAUUUACAAAGGGAAUUCGCAAUGUUGGCUGAUUCUGUAAAGCCGGUAUGAAACCAGAGGCCAGCCAGAGCAUCUAGCACAGACGCAGGCCGCAGGAAAGAUUGCUAAAUAAAAACAGAUUUCACAAUAAUGGACACCAGUGCCCAGAAUUGCCUUUAUUUGUUGGUGUAGGAGUAAGAGGCCUGGAUUCCACAGUAGUGUUAGUGUGUGUUUGUGUAUGUUUUGGUGGUACAGUCACAGUGCCCACUCUGGCUAUGGAUGCUGUAUUUUGAACACAAAGCUUAACGGGGUCUGUUGCCUUUUUCUUACACGGUCGUUCGCAAGUAAACAUCGUCACUUUGGUGAAUCAUGUUUUUAGACACCAGAAGUACAGUGCGAGUGUUUCCUCAAGAUCAACAUGUUAUUUCAGAUGUUUAACUAACUGAAUGUAAAAUGACUUUAACAUCUCGGAAGUGUAAUUGUAGGCUGUAUUUAUAGAUUUGACAAGUGCAUUCACUAUACAGCUUUUCAGUAUGCUACUUGCCUUGAUUCUUCAUUCCUUCCAAUGAGUACACCUAUACUUCUAAUGCAACUCUGAUCAAAAGAAUUGACUGUGUUCAUCACAUAAUUAUGACAAUAUUGUUGUUAGUGGAAUGCUUAUUUAUUGAACUGUCUAUUCUUGACAUAUAUAGUGUGACUUCAGUUUCCUAAAGUGGAAGAACAUAAAUGGUAAGGUCUAUAAGCACUAUCUUAGUAAGUAGGACUGCAUUAUAUUUACCAUUCUGCAUUGUGAAGAUUAUUGCAUCAACACUUGUUGGUAUUCUCAAAUAAAGUUUUUCAUUUGUGAAGUUCUGUCUUUUCUCUGUCGGGUGGAGAUGUACGUUUCUUCUCUACCGGUGGCUGCAGAGCCAGCCGCCCAGUGGAGUGGAAAUAUUUCAUCUUUGGCAGCUACGGUUAAAUCCCUUUACCCACAGUUCCUCCUGCUGGUGAUAAGCCUGUAUUGCAUUAUGAUGAUCUCACUGCAGAUAAUUAACACAGCAUUCUGUUUUGUUUCUCAUCAAAGCCAGAGAAAGGUAUACAAAGUGUGUUUCCUAGUUGGUUGGUAAUUAAAACACACACUGUGUGCGAGGGCUGGUAUGUUCUAAUCUAAGGAUGAAUGGAUGGAUGGAUAAAUUACUGUGACACACUGAAAAAGCUCAGAGUUUUACACCAGUCUGAAGAGAAUCUCUGCUUCUGGUUACUGUUCAUUCUGCAACUAACAUUAUUUUGAUUAAUCUUCCAAUUAGUUUCUUUUUAAACUGAUCAACCUUUAGUCUAUAAAAUAUCUGAAUAUAAUAACAUAGGUUUGUCACAAUAAACUAAAGCCCAAGUUAACAUCUAAACAUAUUUUCUAGGUCUCCCGAGGCUAAAAUAUUCAACUCACUGUGAUUAAACAAAACAAACAAAAAGAAAAACAGAGAAAAGCUCAUUCUAUUAAUUGAGAGGCUGGAUCUGUGCCAUGUCUAUGUAUUUUUGUUUUAAAAACUGUAAAUUAAUCAACUAAUAUCUGCUGAUUGAUUAAUGGAAUAAUCGUUUUAGUUGAUAAUGUUGAUAAGUUGAUAAUGAUAAUUUACAGCACCAUUGGAUCACAUGGAGACCUUCACACUAAAAACCAUGCCAGAUGGAUGUGUGUUUUACACCUGUGAUAUUAAUGAUGAGAGUUAUGUUGAAUAGAUUGCUAGCAUUUUAAUGCUAUCAUUUACAUGUUUGCAUAUUAAGCUAAAUAUUUCAGUGUCAUCUCAUUGAUUUGGCCUUUGAACCUCUGCUGUAUUUAUUACAGAUAACGUAUUCAUGCAUUCAUAUAUUGACCCUGUGUUGUGAGACCUUCAUCCUCAUACUCUUGGCUGCAACCAGCCUUUUAUAACACACAUCUGCAAAAGUAA